UUGCAUACCUCCAGGUUGACAGCAAUGGCUUUACCUGAGAAUUUUGGAAGGAGAAAACCAGCGCAAAGCCUGGCAACAAUUCUUUCUAUUGGCAAAGCGGUUCCGACUUAUUGUAUCUCUCAAGCUGAUUAUCCUGAUUAUUAUUUUAGAGUUACUAAAAGCGAGCAUAUGAUACAAUUGAAAGAAAAAUUCAAACGCAUAUGUGAGAAAUCAAUGAUAAGCAAACGCCACUUUGUCCUCACUGAAGAAAUUAUUAAUAAGAAUCCCAACAUCAGCACCUACAGCAGCCCAUCUCUUGACAUACGUCAACAAAUUCUUGCCGCUGAAGUACCCAAACUUGCCAUGGAAGCAGCAUCAAAAGCCAUCCAGGAGUGGGGGCAACCAAAAUCUCAGAUCACACACCUCAUAUUCUCUGCAAUUUCGGGUGUGGACAUGCCUGGAGCAGAUUAUCGUCUUACAAAGCUGCUUGGCCUACCAUCAUCAGUCAAGAGAGUGAUGACGUACUUCCAAGGCUGCUAUGCUGGUGGCGCCAUUCUCCGAAUGGCCAAGGACAUCGCUGAAAACAAUGCCGGUUCACGAGUUCUUGUCGUCAGCUCUGAAGUUUUGCUUGGUAUUUUUCGUGCACCCAAUGAACAUGACACACCUUCGCUCGUUGGCAAUGCGAUGUUGGGUGAUGGUGCAGCGGCUAUGAUUAUUGGUGCUGACCCUAACUCCUUAAGGGAAAGGCCACUCUUUCAAAUUGUUUCCGCAUCAGAGAAUAUUGUUCCUGACUCGGAUGGUGCAAUUGAAGGACACAUGUAUGAAGCAGGCCUCAGUAUUCACUUGUCAAGGGAUGUUCCAAAAUUGAUAGCUGAUAACAUUAACAAGUGCUUGGCGGAAGCAUUAAGCCCAAUAAGCAAUAAUGAUUGGAACUCAUUCUUUUGGAUCGUUCAUCCAGGAGGAAAUGCAAUUCUCGACCAGAUUGAAACCAAACUUGAGCUGAAAAGGGAAAAACUUUUAACAACUCGACAUGUGCUUAGCGAAUUUGGGCACAUGAGUUCUGCAACCGUGCUCUUUAUUCUGGAUGAGAUGAGAAGGAGGUCCAUGGAGGCGGGAAAGGCCACCACGGCAGAAGGUCUAGAGUGGGGCAUUUUGUUGGGAUUAGGAGCUGGUAUCACGGUUGACACAGUUGUGCUCCGGAGCUUCCCGACAAAUACAACUCAUUAAAGGGGAGGAAUAAGGACUGCGGUUGGCAUGGUGGCAAGUACCAAGCCUUUCUAUUUGGUGGUCCAUGGUAACUAGUAACCUUCACUUGAUCACUGUAAUAAAAAAGUUUGAAAUGUUCCAAGCUCAUCAUUUGUGGUUUUAAAAAUAACAUGUAUUUAAAAAAC
Molecule: messenger RNA, 1370 nt
Organism: Theobroma umbraticum
Lineage: Eukaryota; Viridiplantae; Streptophyta; Magnoliopsida; Malvales; Malvaceae
Product: chalcone synthase-like
Biological process (GO): polyketide biosynthetic process
Molecular function (GO): acyltransferase activity, transferring groups other than amino-acyl groups
Source: RefSeq, a predicted model, not a curated record